AUGGCAAUGUUACGAGAAAAGGCAGCCAGCGAUGAAGAAGUUGAAAUCACAAGAGAUCAUGUGAUGCAGACCGUCUGGCCAAUUCAUUGGGCACGAGGGCAUACAGACACGGAGGAGCUUUACAUUAUAGAAUCAAUGCUUGAAGGCAGGGAAAUUCAGGAACCACUGAUGCUGUAUCCACGACAACUGGACAUCACAAAGUGGUACUACCAAUUGUUCUAUACUGCAAAGAUGGAGGAUCGCCGAGCACGCAACAAAAUUGUGAGCGUGUUGUUCCCAAGGGUGGAAGUCAGAGGAGAGGUAGCGGUAGUGAAAAACGGCUCAGGAUACAAUCCAAGGGAUGAAAGAUGGGACAUAGACAGCGUGGAGCUAGGAAAAACGCUAUGGUGGUACUUGAAGAGCAAACAAGAUGUGGCUAGAAUAGCAAAUGAAUGCAGAUUUAUCAAUUACUUAGAGCAGAUAUGCAGCAAGGACAUCAACACGAUCCAUGAGUUGAGGAGUGCCGGUGUGACUGAGCUUGAUGACAAGGUAUGGACAAAGGUCAGAUCGUUGAAAGUGGCCACUAGAGGUCCGGGAGAAGGUGCAAAGACCAUCAACAUGGUACGCAUCAGGGAAAUAGCGGUCAAGGAAAAGGAUAUCCCAGGUGGACAUUUCGGGAACACUAUUGACAGCCAGGGAGAGAAGGCUGUUGGGACAGUGAGGACUGACAUAAAAGGUGCGGGUGUGAUAAUCAUAAGGCAUUGCGAAAAGUGGAUCUGGGUGAAACACAAGGCUAUAUCACUGCAAGGGAUUGUGCGGGCUAUCAGUGUAAAUUAA
Messenger RNA from Suillus discolor, 816 nucleotides. RefSeq lists its product as uncharacterized. NCBI's taxonomy places the organism in Eukaryota, Fungi, Basidiomycota, Agaricomycetes, Boletales, Suillaceae. The transcript is spliced from 3 exons. The coding region runs from base 1 to 816 and encodes 271 amino acids. The record is from RefSeq and is a predicted model, not a curated record.